AUGACACUCUCCAAGCACAUCGACGCGGAUGACCUGAUCCAGCAGGCCCAGGAUCACCCCUACCUCUCCUUCGUCCAGCGUCCCGGUGGUGCCAAGAAGCGCGCAGCACACUCAGGUCCGUUCGGCGGACGAUACCAGACACAGGAGCUGCCAAAGUACAGCUUCCCAUCUAUUGGUAUUUCUGACGAUGCCGCGUACCAGCUCAUUUCAUCUGAGCUCGCGCUUGACGGAAGGCCUACGCUCAAUCUUGCCUCUUUCGUCCACACGUACAUGAAUAGUGCCGCCACGAAGCUGAUCAUGGAGAACAUCAGCGUCAACCUUGCUGACCAAGAUGAGUACCCCGCCACGAUGACCAUCCACGGUCGCUGCAUUUCGAUGCUCGCCGAUCUGUGGCAUGCGCCCAAGGAAAUUGAUCCGGCGACCGGCAAGCGCCACGGCGCGAUGGGCACCGCGACAGCUGGCUCGUCCGAGGCGAUCAUGCUCGGCGGCCUGGCUAUGAAGAAGCGCUGGCAGGAGAAGAUGAAGGCGGCUGGAAAGGACUACAAGAACCCCGGGCCCAACGUCGUCUUUGGCAGCAACGCCCAAGUCGCUAUCGAGAAGUUUGCGCGGUACUUUGACGUCGAGGAGCGCCUCGUACCCAUCAGUAAGGAGAGCCACUAUUGCUUCGACCCAAAGAAGGCGAUCAAAAUGGUCGACGAGAACACCAUAGGCGCCAUCAUCAUCCUCGGCAGUACGUACACCGGCCACUUUGAGCCGGUCAAGGAGAUGGCCGACCUGCUCGACGAGUACGAGAAGAAUGCGGGACACGACAUUCCCAUCCACGUUGAUGGUGCCUCCGGCGCCAUGGUUGCUCCAUUUGCGUUCCCCGACCUCGAGUGGGACUUUAAGAUCCCGCGCGUCAAGUCGAUCAACACUUCCGGGCAUAAGUUCGGUAUGGUGUACUGCGGCAUUGGGUGGAUCAUCUGGCGAUCGGCCGACUUUCUUCCCAAGGACCUCAUCUUCGAGCUGCACUACCUCGGCUCCGUCGAGUACUCGUUUAACUUGAACUUUUCGCGCCCUGCGGCGCCGGUGCUGGGCCAGUACUACAAUUUUAUCAACCUCGGCUUCGAGGGCUACCGCAAUGUCAUGAUGGACGACCUCAAGAACGCGCGCAUCUUCUCGCGCGCGCUCGAAGCAUCUGGAUAUUACGAGGUGCUGUCGGAUAUCCACCGCCCCGCAAGCGUCAUCGCUUCUGCCGACACCAAGGUCGGUUCAUUCGACGAGUCGGAAUGCAGAAACUACGCACCAGGUCUGCCCGUCGUUUCAUUCAAGUGGACAGAUGGAUUCAAAACCAAGUACCCUCAUUUGCAGCAGCACUGGAUCCAGACGCUGCUCCGUGUCAAGGGUUGGAUCGUGCCCAACUACAGCCUGAGCGCACCGAUGACCGACGUGGAGAUCCUGCGGGUUGUCGUGCGCGAGAAUCUGAGUGAAGACAUGAUUGACUUGCUCGUGCACGACCUGAUGAGCAUCACCGAGUCGUUGACCGAUAACUCUUCGCCUGAGGCCUCGCUUGCAUCCGUCAUCUCGAAGUCCAACAAGACAACCGCUGACAAGCACGCACAUGGACCCACCAAUAUCCCCCACCAUAAGCACCACCCGCGUCACCAACAUUCGCUCGAGAAAGGCUCCGGCACCAAGGCUGUCGGGUACGCCAAACAGUGCUGAGCGGCACGCGAUGGAAGCAACCUCUGGCAGACGCGAUGCUGGAGCAUACGCGGCACUGUACACAUUUGAAGAGAGCUCUCCAGCACAUGUACUGGACAAAAUCGUCACGGAAUUUGCAUAGGAAAUGUUUCGAAGUCCCCUGUCAC
Molecule: messenger RNA, 1850 nt
Organism: Tilletiaria anomala UBC 951
Lineage: Eukaryota; Fungi; Basidiomycota; Exobasidiomycetes; Georgefischeriales; Tilletiariaceae
Product: glutamate decarboxylase
Exons: 7
Coding region: 1-1704 (567 amino acids)
Biological process (GO): L-glutamate catabolic process
Cellular component (GO): cytosol
Molecular function (GO): glutamate decarboxylase activity; pyridoxal phosphate binding
Source: RefSeq, a predicted model, not a curated record